AUGAGACAGUGCAUUUGUCAGAUCUGUAUCUGUGGACGUCAUCGAUGCGAGCACAAAGGUCAUAGACGAACUCCUUUUGCCAAAGAUGAUAUUCCUCUGGAGAAGACAACAGAGAAUAAGGAUCGAUUCCGCCCAUUCGGAUUACAACCUCGAAGAAAACCAGCAAAACCACCUCAAGAUGCUCCUUGGAAAGGCACCGAACCCACCAUCCACGAAACCACCACCCGCAAAGAUUAUAUUCCAUGGCCUUUCCAAAAGCGGGCUCUUAUGUUUCGACCCGAGGUUCGACAAAAGCCGAAGGGGAAAAUGGCCGAUACUACCACUUAUGGAAAAGAUUUUAAACCCAAAAGGGGUGAAAAGGUUCAACCAAAGAAGAUAGCAUCUGGUGCUAAAGCUGGGGUCAUGCCAGGCACUGGUUCCGGAAAGAUUGAGGGUUCAACAACUUAUGGAAAAGCUUACGUCCCAAAGCCUUGCUCUAAGAGGGAAGCAGCAGCGGCUAAGGGUUGCACCCUCACAGAACUUGGAAAACCGUUUUCAGGCGUAACAGAGACCAAGCUUCAGUAUCAGGCACCACCUCAGAGUAAAAGGGAGCCUGCUAGUCCCCUGAAAGGUCAGCUAAAGAUGGAAGGUGACAUGGACUGCACAACGAGCCAUAGAAGAGAUUACACACCAUAUGUCUACCAACCACCUGUCAAACCGAUCAAAAAGAAGAGUAAGAGCUGGAGCCCCGGAGGAGAUGGAACUUUCAAAGGAGAGACUACUCAUUCCCAUGAUUACAAGUGUCCACCCCCGACGAAGCGAGUAGAAGCGACGCUCCCCAAGCAUGGAACUCAAGGCUUUAGAGGCGACUUCGAAGGAAUAUCUCACUACAAACAUGAUUUCCCACCGCAUGAAGUUAUUCCACACUCUUUACCACCAUGGCAUCCUACUUAUCGCCCUCAUACCGCACCAUCAGCUCCUAUGCAGGGUACCACGACUUACAGAAGGGACUAUGAAGCCCCUCCUGAUUCCACAGAACCUACCAAGCACCGAGAAGUGAAGAAUAAUUUGACAUUGGCAAGUGGACCCAUGGAGAAAUAUACGACGCACAUGAGAGAUUUCCCUCGAAAGGACAUAACUGAUCCCAUUCGGUCCUGUAAGCCUGAUACUAAAUAUCGAAAACCAGAAGGCAAAUUUGCCGGUUUAUCUAUAACUGCUGGUGAUUUUACUCCCAAACAACUCUCCGAAACGCGUGCUUUUGAGAAACAACCGGACAACUUGAAACCAGGAAAGGGGGCUAUGGAAGACCUCACUACAACGAUGGAGGAUUUUCGCUGGAUGUGCCUGGACUGUCCGGCUGCUUACCUGAAAAAGUACGGCAAGGACGCUCUCGAACCCACAUGGAACUACGAAAAAUAUGAGAAGGGGCAUGAAAUCUACCGGAAAAAGAGGAAAAAAGACAAAAAGAAGUUACACAAUAAGUCAGAUAUGCAGAACAAAGACAUGCGGUGCAAUAAGAAAGAAGCAAAUUGCGAAGAGCAUCAAACGCUAGUAACUGUUAGCUGA
This is a messenger RNA of Uloborus diversus, 1545 nucleotides long. Its product is annotated as stabilizer of axonemal microtubules 2-like. The coding region runs from base 1 to 1545 and encodes 514 amino acids. Gene Ontology annotation, molecular function: microtubule binding. NCBI's taxonomy places the organism in Eukaryota, Metazoa, Arthropoda, Arachnida, Araneae, Uloboridae. The transcript has 4 exons. The record is from RefSeq and is a predicted model, not a curated record.